UCUGCCCGAGGCCACGGCCACGGAGUAACGCGACGCUCUCAAUACGUGUCAAACAUCAAUUCAAUAAUGUUUUAAGUGCUGUGAUUACUGUAAAUAAUAAACUACUGUGUUUUGACAAAGUGCACGCUUGAACAACAUUCAAAAUGAAUAUAAAGGCGGCGUUGGCCAUUUCGAUGGUCUUCAUUGGAUGCUGUUCCAAUGUAGUAUUCCUGGAGUUAGUGGUGAAAGAGGACCCUGGCGCGGGAAACCUGGCCACUUUCCUCCAGUUUCUCUUCAUAGCCGUAAUGGGCUUCUGUACCGUCGGCAAAUUCGGGACGGCACCCAGGAACAUACCCUUCAAGCAGUACCUGAUCCUCGUAGGCUUCUUCUGGACUAGCAGUGUGGCCAACAACUACGCGUUCGACUUCAACAUAUCCAUGCCUUUACACAUGAUCUUCCGAGCCGGUUCCCUCAUGGCUAACAUGGCUAUGGGCGUUUGGAUCCUCAAGAAACGGUACCCUCCGCUGAAAUACCUGGCAAUCUUCAUGAUCUCAGCAGGAAUCGCGAUAUGCACUGUUCAAUCCAGCGGCGACGUGAAGGCACCCCGCGAAACACACGACGAUGCAGCUGAGGAAGAACGACUGAAGUUCAUUGAUUGGCUCUGGUGGUGCCUCGGCAUUGCCAUACUAACCUUCGCGCUAUUCGUCUCAGCCAGAAUGGGCAUCUUCCAAGAGUCCUUAUAUUCCAAACACGGCAAACAUCCCUGGGAGGCGCUUUACUACACGCAUUUACUGCCAUUAGUAUUCUGGUUACCCACCGCCCCUAAUUUGAUUGGACAUGUAAAACUUGCGACAGAAACACCAGAGGUAGAAUUCCUAGGUCUAAUUUUGCCUAGGCAAGUUUUGUAUCUAAUCCUGUACGUAUCCACUCAGGGUUUGUGUAUUAGUGCUGUGUAUGUGCUGACAACGGAAUGCGCGUCAUUGACGGUCACUUUGACAGUGACACUUAGGAAAUUCGUGUCCCUUUUGUUCUCGAUCGUGUACUUUAGAAAUCCGUUUACAAUGGGUCACUGGAUAGGAACACUAUUAGUGUUUAUUGGCACAAUGAUCUUCACUGAAUUGCUGCAGAAGUUUGUGGCGUUGUUCUUGCCAGCGAAAGUGGAGAAGAAGAAGAAAAUGUAAAUAGUAAAAAGGACUAGUUUAAUUCAAUAUUUCAUGGUGAUUCGAAUGCAUUGCCGAUACUAAAUGCGCGGGAAAAAGUUGUGAUACGAGUAAGUGAAAAUGUGAUUACUUUACCUCGGAUUUUAAAAUGAAUGAAAUAUGAAUUUUAUGAAAAGAUGAAAAUAAUAUAAAGAUAAUAAUUAUAUCAGAUUUUAUGAUUAUAAUAACUUAUGAAUAAAAUUAAAUGAAUAGUUGUUUCCAUAUAAAAGUAAAGAUCAAUAGAAUUUUAAUGUAGAAUUAUGAAAGAACAUGUUCAGUUCAGGAAUAAAUUAAAUGGACAGUUAGUUUUAACAAAAAUGGUAAACGGAGUGUGCCAUUUAGUUAAAGUUAUGAAUUCCUAAAAUUAGAUCGACAAAUCAUGGUCAAGUGGUGAGUGGGAGUGUCAUUUGAUAUUAACAUAUCUUUGAACA
Molecule: messenger RNA, 1609 nt
Organism: Ostrinia nubilalis (European corn borer)
Lineage: Eukaryota; Metazoa; Arthropoda; Insecta; Lepidoptera; Crambidae
Gene: Efr
Product: UDP-xylose and UDP-N-acetylglucosamine transporter
Exons: 2
Coding region: 144-1160 (338 amino acids)
Biological process (GO): transmembrane transport
Cellular component (GO): endoplasmic reticulum membrane; Golgi membrane
Molecular function (GO): UDP-N-acetylglucosamine transmembrane transporter activity; UDP-xylose transmembrane transporter activity
Source: RefSeq, a predicted model, not a curated record